Aplosporella prunicola CBS 121167 is the source of this 2719-nucleotide messenger RNA. RefSeq lists its product as uncharacterized. Bases 306 to 2681 code for a protein of 791 amino acids. Gene Ontology annotation, molecular function: RNA polymerase II cis-regulatory region sequence-specific DNA binding; DNA-binding transcription factor activity, RNA polymerase II-specific; zinc ion binding. NCBI's taxonomy places the organism in Eukaryota, Fungi, Ascomycota, Dothideomycetes, Botryosphaeriales, Aplosporellaceae. The transcript has 3 exons. Gene Ontology annotation, biological process: DNA-templated transcription; positive regulation of transcription from RNA polymerase II promoter by galactose. Gene Ontology annotation, cellular component: nucleus. The record is from RefSeq and is a predicted model, not a curated record.
GCGUCGGCGAGAUCGCAAGAGCACUCACUGACUGACGUCGAAAGUGUAACGGGUUGUACCCUUGCAAUACUUGCGAAAAGCGUAAAUUCACCUGCACAUAUCGCGAGGGCGGUGACUCUCCGGGCGAUGGCCCACCAGCCAAGAAGAUUCAGGUCGAGGGUGGCGCACCGGCGCCUGCCGCAUCCCCUAAUGCAGCCAGUUCUGCUGGUCAUGCCGGUAGCACCGCCAACGGCAACUUCGCCGGUUCCCCAAGUGCAACGCAACAAACGAUUCCCUCGCCCCAGCGUAAACCAAGCAACCUUCAUAUGAUUGGACAGCAUGGACGUCCCGAGUUGAAGCAAGAGAACCCACUAUCGGCAACGGCCGAGCCAGAUGCCAUAGAGGCUGCAGAGGCUGCUGCACGAUCACUGCAGCAGUUUGCAACAAGGAUAGAAGAUCAACCAAAGCAUCAAACUGCAUCUGGUUCCAAUAGUACAGAUGGUAACGAUGAAGAAGCCGUCGUCUACUCACAAAUGAGGAUGCUUCAGGAUCCGACGGGACGACUGUUAUAUGUAGGUGAUUCGGCAUCUUUGUCUUUUCUCCAAUUACUGCGGAUGAUGGUAGAGAAUGUUGCCGGGCCGUCCGCGUUCACUACAGACCCGAGACGGCAUAAGAUUACAGAGAUGCCUUUUUCUCUUCCGCCUACGGCACGACACACACACUUGCUUCCAGACAAGAGGACCGCCUAUGUGCUUGUGGAUGCGUUCUUCAUCAACACUCACGGAUUUCUACAAAUUUUCGAUCGACAGGUUUUUCUCAAUGCUGUAGAAAACUGCUAUUCGGAUCCUCUGGUUACGGAGCCCUCUUGGUUGUGCCUGUUGAAUUUGGUCUUUGCAAUUGGUCUCAUGCUGGCGACUCCUCGACGGGGCACCGCUGAUGCGCUUAUAAUUGACAAACUGAUCAAUCAACAUGCAGACCGCGCUGAGGUCUUUUACAUGAACGCAAAGAGUCUUAAUGAUCCAUUGAAUGGCUUCGAAGAUGCGGAUUUUUGGUCCGUCCAAGCCCUGCUGUUGAUGUCCUAUUACAUGCUGGUCAAAUCAAAACGGAACACAGCUUUUGCUCUCCUUGGUAUGGCUGUUCGUUCUGCGUACGCAUUAGGUCUUCACCGUGAAGAGACGCUUAUCAUCUUCAAUCCGGCGGAGCAAACUGCCCGGCGGAACUUAUGGCGUUCACUGUUUGUCAUGGACCGCUUCCUUUCAUUUUCUCUUGGGAGACCCGUGGCGAUAUCCGAAGACGAUUGCAGUGGCGAUACACUUCGACCGGCCCAACCCGAUGAACAUGAUGCGUUUGGGUUUGAUUCGGCAUUCCAGACGACAGCAAAUCGUUCUCAGACAAACGCAGGAGCCCUGGAGGCUGCAGUACGCAGUUGCUCGGUCAUAGGGCGAAUCCUCAAAGAAGUCUACCAACAGCGGAAGAUAAGCACUCGAAUGGCGCAGGAGAUUGCAGACAUUUGCAAACUAUGGCCGAAAGCGCUUGCGCCUCAGCUUCACUGGCGUCAGGCAGCCGCAGCAUGUCCCGACCAGGGAAUCGCCAUUUUGCAUGUCAAUCUCUUUUAUUGCCAUUCUAUUAUCCUCUUGACUCGGCCUUUCUUCCUCUACAUCAUGAAUGCAGAGACGCAGAAAGAGUUUGCCCAGAACGGAGCAAGCUUUCAGCCGCGCCACAAGUAUUCGCGCAUGGAGAAAUUCAGUGAAGCUUGCGUGAUCGCGUCGACACAUAGCAUCGUGCUAGUGCAGAAUGCGUUCGAAGCCGGUUACUUGCCACGGCGGAACCCUGCGGUCAUAUAUUUCCUCUUCGCUGCGACACUCGUUUUGCUUGCAAAUGAGUUUGCAGUUCUGUACACCAACACUUCGGCCGACCAGUGCAUACAGAACGCUAUUAGAGUCAUGACGUACUGCUCUGAGAGCGAUCUCCAAGCCGCACGGCUCUACAACAUCCUGGAGGCAUUCCGAGACGUUGUUCAGCAGCAGCGCGAGCGGCGCCGCCGGUCGCAACAGCCACAGCUCCAACAGAUGGUUGGCAGCAUGACCAAUCGCGCCACACCGCAGCAGUACCCCAGCAUCAUGCCGCAACAGCAAGAUGCGCAUACGGCCUACCGCGAGCAGAGCUUCCAGCAGGGCCUCGGCACGCCGAUGCAGAGCGCCACAACGCCGCAGGCCGCCACAGAGCUGCCACCGCCGCCUCCGGGGACCGCAAUGCUCAGCCCGAGCGCCACCGCCGCGGCCGGCACACCCAUCGGGACCGGGCCGGGCGCCUCGCCGCUGGCGCACUCAACGCAGCCGAUGCUGUCACCGGCCGCGGCGGCGUAUGCCGCGUCAGCGUCAAUAUCGUCGCCCACCACGAGCACAGGCCGCCCCGCGCUGAGCCGCAACCUGUCGCUGUCGAACCUGCUGGACCUGAGCGCGCUCGACGGCGUCGUGACUGGUAGCGGGGGCGGGGGUGGCGGUGCGCCGUCGCUGCGCAGUGACGAGUCUGUCGGCGAAGAGCUGAUAGACUUUGAUGCGCUGUGGUCGUGGCCGACCAACGCGGCGAGUGGAACGGGCAGCCCGAGGCUUGGAGGCGCGCCAGGGGAUGGGGGGAUGCUGACGACGGUGCAAGGGAUCAACGAUAGCGCGGUGCCGUUGUUUGGGGUUUAUGAGCAGUAAGUAGGGCGGCCGGUGUGAAUGGAAAUGAUGAAAUGAGG